GAGAGAUGGGGGGCGGGUGGAGAGAGGCACCUGAGCAGGUGGGGGGGGGGGCGCCUUCCCCCGCAGCCGCCUUCAGUGGAUACCUGGAAGGUAUUUUUAUAAUGGAAAAAGGCGAGAUUUUCUCCUCAUCCCUGGACUCCAGGAGCUGGGACUUGAAGAGAAAACACCAACCACCACCAGCAGUUGGCGUGAGGCGACCUGCCCGGGGGCAAUAUUUUGAGAACCCUGGAGUGGGGAGGGAAGGCUAGAGCUUUAGGACGUGGUCUAAAGAGCCCGAGCCCUACUGGCAUAGACUGGAGGGAUGUGGCCGCUCGGCCACACCUGAGUUUUAAAGAGUUAAACAGCCUUGGGAUCUACACCUUCCCCACUGAAAUCCCCGUAAAUCAUUGUGGCUUCACAAUCCUCUUUCCCUCUGUUUCCCUCUCCUCUGCUGCAAAGUGAAAGAUGCCACCCGCAACAUCAAAGAAAAUGACAAUAAGCGUAAAUGCUGCAAUGACUCUUAGAACUGCCAAAAGAAUUAUAAAACAUUCCUUUGUCUUUGGUACAUUUAAAAAAAAAUAUUGGUACCAGCUCAAUCCCUGGUUGAAAAACAGGGUGAUGGUGGUGAGGAUAUAUGUUCAUAAACAUUUUGCCCUGUUUUUCAAAUUUUGCCAUUUUAACCAUUUCAGCAAGCUCUACUGACAGUGUUCUCAAAUGCACAAAAUAAAAUUGAAAAAAAAAAAUUAUUCUCUUUCUUUUAUAGUAAUCUUAGGGGGUACCUGUAAUUACAGGAGAUUAAGUAUUUUCAGACAGAUUUUGUUUUUUAAAAUUGUGAGUAGCCUUUUCAAUUUUAAACUGAGAUUUUAUAAUUUGACCCAGACUGUUGAGUAAUAUUUCAGGCCCCCAGAGCGGUCUGUAAAACCUCAGAACUUUCAACUACAGAUACCACAGGCACAGGACUUACCUAUGAAAAUUAUUAUGCUGAAGAGAAUUAAAGGAAAACAGAGAGUCCUAGCAGGGCCUGAUCCUGAAAAUAUUGUAGCUUUACUCAAGUGAGUAGUCCCAUUUGCGUGGGACUGUCAAACUUACACAUGUUUAAGUGUUCGCAGGAUUGGAGCCAUAGGUCCUGAACUACUGAUCCCUACAAUUAUCUGCCCUUACUGAAAAUGAAGGCUGAAUCCAUUAUUUGAGUUUAAAUAAAAUUGAAAUUAUUUUUUAUUUCAGAUGUGUGGGGGGGGUGGGGAACAGGAGAGCACAUGGGUCUGCUAAGAAAAAGAUCUCAGGCUUUUCAAUUCUCCAUCAUAGGCAGGUUUCCCAUUGAUGACAUACAGCGUACAAAAUGGAUCCAUGCUGUUAAUCGAGCAGACCCCAAAAGCAAAAAGGUUUGGAUUCCAGGACCUGGUGCCAUACUGUGUUCCAGACAUUUUGCAGAAGCAGACUUUGAAUCAUAUGGUAUGAGAAGAAAACUAAGGAAAGGAGCUGUACCUUCUGUUUUUCUAUACAAGGAUCCUCUGAGUACAUAUCUUAGAAAUAGAAGAUCCCAGAAAGCAUUAAAGCAGCCACUCUCACAUAAUUCUCCUGAUGAGGAGGUCAUUACUGCAGAUCACAACUAUAGCUUAAAGAAUCCUGCAACGGCUGCUGAGCAACAGACAGAAAUGAAAGAAAUAAUACAGUUGCCUCAAAAGAAACUUGUUGCAGCACGAAGGUGUCUCUCAUACCGAGAACGAAAUGUCUUUAGUGUAAUCAAUGAGCUUGCAAAGAAGAAGCUGCUCUCUGAAGAAGCUAUGAGCCUGCUGCAGGCCCAGUUUUCAGAUUUGCAGUGGGAGCCAUACAGCUGGAGACAGAUGACUGAGUACUCCACAGAAAUGAGGCAGUUUGCCUGUACUCUCCACCUCUAUAGUAGUAAAGCCUAUGAUUAUGUAAGAAAGAAUUGUCCCCUGCCUCAUCCUUCCAGCCUGACAAACUGGUUGUCUAAUGAUGAAGGUAGUCCAGGCUUCAGCAACAGUAUUUUCUUUCACCUUCAGCAGAGAGUAGAGCAAGGAGAACAGGCAUACCAGUAUUGCUCACUGAUGAUCGAGGGUAUGGCUCUCAAGAAACAGCUGGAGUGGGACCCUGUGACUCGACGUCUGGUUGGGUUUGUAGACCUAGGUGCAGGAGCACUUGAUGCUGAUGAAGCACCACUGGCCUCAGAAGCUAUAGUCCUAAUGGCAGUAGGUGUUCUUGGUCACUGGAGAGCUCCCCUGGGUUAUUUCUUUGUAAAUGGAACCACUGGCCAUUUACUAGCUCAACUGCUUUAUCAGACCAUCAGCAAGCUGACUAACAUAGGUAUCAGAGUUCUCUCUGUGACAUCUGCAGCCACUGCUCACGGUGUUGAGUUGGCAAAGGCGUUGGGCAUCUGUAUUGAUGCCAACAACAUGCAGUGCACUUUUCAGCAUCCUCACAGUGCCACUCAUCAGAUCACAUAUUUCUUUGAUGCUUGCCAAAUGCUCCAGUUAAUAAGGAACGUGUUUCAGUGCUUUCACAGGAUACAGUCCAUUAAUGAAACAGCACACUGGCAGCACAUAGUGGACCUAGUGACUCUGCAGGAGAAGGAAUUACUGCAUAUUAGUGACAGAUUGUCAGGAAGACCCAGAAAUAGUGAAAGCUGUCACUUGAGGGUGAACUACGCAGCACAGCUGUUCAGUGAGAGUGUUGCUGGCACGCUGGAAUGUCUCCAGUUGUUGGGCCUGCCUUCUUUUCAGAACUGCGGUGGGACCAUCAAAUUUGUGCGCUUGAUGAGCUAUCUGUUUGACAUUUUUCACGGAAGAAACUGUUACGGAACGGGAUUGAAAGGGCCUGUGUCCUCUGAAAAUUAUGCCAAGAUACAUCGCCUCUUAACGGAGGCUAAAAGUGUCUUUGUUGCAUUAACUGACACUUCGGGGAGACACUUCCUGAAAGGUAAACAUAAAUUAGGAUUUUUAGGUUUUUUGCUUAAUGCUGAGAGCUUAAAAUGGCUUUACACAAACUAUGUAUUUCCAAAGAGCAUGCCCUUCCGCUACCUCCUGACUUACACAUUCAGCCUAGAUCAUCUGGAAUUAUUCCUCAGCACCCUCAGACAAGCAUUUGCUAGCUGCGAUAACCCUACCUGCAUGAUGUUCCAGACUGCUUAUUCUAAACUGCUGACCAAGUAUAAUUUGACACCAGGAUUACAUCAGAAUCUUCUUUUAGGUGACAUGAACACCUUAGAUGUAUCUAUUGUUCGUAGGACAGAUUUGGCCCUUGAUACUAUUCAUUCUCAGUACAAUCGGGGUUGUGUGGCGAUUCCAACAAAGGACUACAUUUACUGUACAAGCCAUAUUUCAUUUAACUCUACACUGAGUUAUGCAUUGACAGAUCUGUCACUAUAUGCAGAAAGCAUCACCUAUACUGCUGCCUGUGUUGCUGAGAAAUUAGCAGCUGCCAUAAGAUGUGAAGUCUGUGUCACUUCUCUCUUCGUGUCAGAUGACAAAAUCCUAAAAUGUGGUUCACUGUUGUGCAUUAAAAAGAUCGGGAGCUGGAGUUUGCCAUCAGAGAGCGUGCAUCAGAUUGUAAGUAUUUCUGAGCAAGUCCUAAAAACGCAUGCAAGAGUGAAAGGCUAUAACCUAAACCGCAAGCGACAGGAUAUGUAUUUAGAACAGAAAAUUUUAUAUGAGUUAUCUGAACAGAGUCACCUUUUCUCGGAGUUAAAUAAUCACCUAUUUGAUGGGGAGUUGUGUGUCACCAAUCACUACACAAUGCUGUUAAGGAAUAUAGUGCAAUGUUAUUUAAAUGUCAGAGCUGAACAUGCAAAAAAAUGGGGUUUGGAAUACUGCUCUGGAAGGCAUGGAUCGAAGAAGUUGACUAGGAAACAUCCAUUUUCAUCAUCAUUAAAGACUUAUAAAUCUAUCCAAAUCUUACCUGUGCCAUAAUUUCUUACUAAUUUGUUAAAUGAUGGAUGUUCCCUUGAGUAAUGUUUAGAUAAGGUCUGAUCUAGGCAACACAGGUGUCGGAGAACUGAGAUGGUUGUUUCACUUGACCUCUUGGCAAUACUGUGUCCAGCAGUGGCUAGUAAAGGAGAGUCCUAGGAGGAUUAACUGUACUAGGUUCCAGUCAUGCCUGGGGUUAGAAGUGGAAAAUGAGUUUCUCACCCUAAAUUCUCAUUUAUGCAGAUUGCACAACCACAACCUAUUUUAGAACAACAAUGUCUAUGGAAGGACUAGAUUAUGGAAGCUAAUGGAAAUCCACAUUGAGGUUCAUUAGCAGUUAUGUGGGGAAGCUUGCUGAAUACCUGCCUAUGCUAUGCCUGGUUCUGGGUAGGGCAGUUGGCCCCUGACUAUGAUGAAUACCAAGUUUACUCAUACAUGUUUCGAAAAGGGGCUGGUGGGAAAGAACUGAUGGAGUACUAUAGCAGCAGAUAACUCCUUAGAGCUGCAGAAAAAAUACUAAGAAGCAAAACAGCUUACACAAAGCUAUUAAAAAAAAUAAAAUAAAGAUUUGUACUAGAAACAUGUUUUACUUGUACUUACUGAUUACGUAAUCACUCUGCCUUUCGCCCUUUAAUUCCACUAAGAGCUUAUUAGAAAAAUAAAGGAUUCCAAACUGCUUCCUUUAAAUGCUUAAAUCUGAACACGAAUUAGGAUAACAUGAAGCGAAGAAAAGACCUUGAUUUUGGCUACCCCAAUGGGAAAAAAGUCAGUCAGGUAAGAAAUAAAACUGAUGGAAUAGGAUCAGAUGCAGGGGAUCUGUCACAGAAUGGAAUGGAUAGAAAAAAAAAGACUUGUUUCUCGAUACAGGAUUCUACAAAAUACUAUAUACAGGGUGGGGCCAGAUAAUUAAUCCUUGAAAAUAUUUAGGAAGUAAUAUCUGCAGAUGUGCUUGCCAGUGUAGGAGGUAUCCUGCCUUGGGGAGCUUGAAAUCUAAAGACAGAAUAACUCAGGACCCAGUAGGAGACCUAGUGCACAGUGUUGGCGAGAAACUUUUGGUUUGCUUGUUUCCUCCUCUUAAUAAAAUGUGGGGAAGAUAGUACAGGUAUUUGACUGACAAGGAUUAGUGUGUGCAGAGCUCAUCGGAGAAGUGAAGGAUUUGGGUGAAGACCCGACCUAUUGUAGUUGACCAUGCAGAAGAGAGGGAGAAAGAAAUGAAAGUGGGGGCAAGGCUAAUAUUGGUGGGUAAAGCAUGUGAGGAAGAGCAUAAGGAGAUCCAAGCUGUACCAUCAGCUGACUAUACAAGGCCUCAAGGGCAAGGAAGAGAUGUUAACAUUUGAUUAGGUGGAAAAGUCCAUUUGAAAGAAGUUGUACACAGCAACCCUGGGACUUGGGGGAAACAGAAGACUCGGGAUUUGACAUAACUUCAACGUGUGGUGUAAUAGCCUCCUGCUGCGAA
Molecule: messenger RNA, 5358 nt
Organism: Terrapene triunguis (Three-toed box turtle)
Lineage: Eukaryota; Metazoa; Chordata; Testudines; Emydidae
Gene: THAP9
Product: THAP domain containing 9
Exons: 5
Coding region: 1236-3905 (889 amino acids)
Source: RefSeq, a predicted model, not a curated record